GGUUGAAGUGAUUUCAAUGGUGGCCUACUCCAUACACGACAUAUUCACUAGUUCUCUUAGUGGAGUUAUUAGUAUCUACUUCCUCCUCUCAAGCUAUCUAGUAUCUACUAAGGUACUGGCUAGAUAAUAUCUGAAAGUGCUAGAUAUCUAGUACUAAAGGUGAUCACUUUGAUCUACUGAUAUCAUUUAACAUAUGAUUUAGUCAGGAUUUGCCAACAGAAACCUGGGGAAUCUCACAGAUAAAAUCGUUAUAUAGGCCUGGAAACUGUUGAUUUCUUGUUCCUCUCAAUACGCACGCCAAGAUGAUAUGCACGUUCUAUCGACUCUCAAAAAUCCGGCGCCAUCCUCUCUCGUCUCCCCUUCGCUCCCUUCCUCGCCACGAGAAUAAUUAAACACUUGACACGUCGACGACUUAGAAGAAGCGGCCAAGCAAUGGUUGCCGAGUUCUUGACGAUCCGCAAUCUCACCCCGACGCCAAUUGCGUUAAAGCAGAUCGACCGGUUCUUCCCCUACGGGCACCAGCACAAUGGCUUCUAUACAAUGGCUCGCAAUUUCACCAGAGCUAUCACGCGGGCAAGCGAGCCGGUAGCCGUUAUCGAGCCUGACGCGCAGCCGUUCAUUACUCAGGAGGUCGAUGUGCGAGUCGAGCCCUUCCAGACGGUCCAGACAGAGCUGCGGGUGGUUGUGCAGGACGAAAGGGAGCGACUGCGGUUAGUAAUUGAGGCAGAAGGAGAGCGACACCAGAUCCAGACGCCCGUGCCAACCUCUGAGUCGGCGACGAUGAAGGCGCUAUGCGACCAGCCACGCUUCGAGUUCACGGGGAUCUACAUCACGCCCGAGUCGCAUCUGGCGGUCUACUCGUCGGCGAAGAUGAACGCGUGGAUGCAAGAGCUCCGGGACGAGACCUUGCUAUCCUCGCUGUCGAUCCCAGGCACCCACAACUCGCCGACGUGCCAUGUCGCGCCCCCCUCCGUGCGCUGCCAGGCCGUCAGUCCCCGCGAACAACUGGAGAACGGCGUGCGCUUCUUCGACAUCCGCGUGCAGCCACAAUGCCCAGAUGACCCGGCAAGAGAGGAGCUAAUUCUGGUGCACAGCGUUUUUCCCAUCUCUCUCACAGGAAGCAAGUACUUCCGGGAUCUGAUGUACGAGGUCAACGAGUUUCUCGAGCUCAACCCGUCCGAGACGUUGAUCGUUUCGGUGAAACGCGAAGGACCCGGAAAGCACACCGAUCAACAGCUUAGCCGCAUUUUAUAUGAUCACUACGCCGGGCCCGGCAGUCGCUGGUACACCGCCCCCAGAGUCCCGACCUUGGGCGAAGUCCGAGGCCAGAUCGUCCUCGUACGCCGCUUCGACCUUGAGGAGAGCCUGCACGACGAGCACGAUGGUCUCGGUUGGGGCAUCGACGCGAGCAGCUGGGCAGACAACACCCCGCACGCCACCUGUCCCAGCGGGCAGAUUUGUAUCCAGGACUUCUAUGAGGUGCUGAAGACGGAGAUCAUCACCAAGAAGAUCGAAUAUGUUUGUGAACACCUUGGCCGCUCCGGCAUCACUAGGUAUCCGUACAACUUGCAGAAGCAGCAACACCUUCACUUGACUGCAGGCAGCGGUCACCAGCACCACCCGUUCUUCAUCAACUUCCUCAGCGCAAGCAACUUCUGGAACGUCAGCACCUGGCCCGAGGAAAUUGCUGCAAAGCUUAACCCGGCCACCGUGGACUAUCUGUGCCGCAAGCACAGCGAAAAGGAAGACGGCGACUGGUCCACGGGCAUUCUGGUCACGGACUGGGUUGGCCGGAAUGGUGAUUGGGAUCUCGUGAGAUGUAUUGUUGGCAUGAAUGCGAAGCUGAGAUCGAGGGGGUAGAUUAGUCGACACUUAAAUAAAGGAUUUCGGUAAUAAUUAAUUAGAGAUAAUACAUGAUUCAUGUUUGUCAAUAUGACUUAUUAUGAUAAAGGUAUGUAAAAUUGGAC
This is a messenger RNA of Penicilliopsis zonata CBS 506.65, 1967 nucleotides long. RefSeq lists its product as hypothetical. Gene Ontology annotation, molecular function: phosphoric diester hydrolase activity. NCBI's taxonomy places the organism in Eukaryota, Fungi, Ascomycota, Eurotiomycetes, Eurotiales, Aspergillaceae. The record is from RefSeq and is a predicted model, not a curated record. Gene Ontology annotation, biological process: lipid metabolic process. The transcript has a single exon. Bases 433 to 1860 code for a protein of 475 amino acids.